Molecule: messenger RNA, 2998 nt
Organism: Phascolarctos cinereus (koala)
Lineage: Eukaryota; Metazoa; Chordata; Mammalia; Diprotodontia; Phascolarctidae
Source: RefSeq, a predicted model, not a curated record
GUGCGGUGCAGCCGCGGAUGGAUGCUGCGGGAAGGGGCUGCCAUUUGCUGCCCCAGCCAGCGGCGCGCUGACCUGCCCAGUCUCCUGCAGUCGUCGCCGCUCGGCCCCGGCCCCGCUUGCAGCCGGUCCACCUCAGCUCCGUCCGUGGUUCCUGGGGCCGUCACCAUGAACACUAGCUCAGGGAGCGGAGAGGAGAAAGGGGCUGCCGGCAGCAGCAGCAGCGGAAGCGGCGGCGGCGGCGGCGGGAGCUGCUGCCGCGGAGCCGAGGGCGGUGUACCGGACACGCGGAGCGCAGGGGCUGGAGCCUCGGCAGCGGUGGCGGCGGCGGCGGCAGCAGCAGCAGCCGCCCUGGAGGAGCCUCAGGCCACGGGCCAGAAGGAGAAGGACGAGGCUCUGGAGGAGAAGCUGAGAAACUUAACUUUCCGGAAGCAGGUCUCUUACAGGAAGGCAAUCUCUCGGUCAGGCCUCCAGCAUUUGGCUCCAGUGCAUUCCCUCAGCCUACCUAUUGCCAAUGGUCCAGCGAAGGAACCCAGAGCAACACUAGACUGGAGUGAGAACGCUGUGAAUGGAGAACACCUGUGGCUGGAAACCAAUGUCUCGGGAGACCUGUGUUACCUUGGGGAGGAAAACUGUCAAGUCAAGUUUGCAAAAUCUGCUCUCAGGAGGAAGUGUGCUGUCUGUAAAAUUGUGGUCCACACAGCCUGCAUAGAGCAGCUAGAAAAGAUUAACUUCAGAUGCAAACCAACUUUCCGGGAAGGAGGCUCCAGAUCUCCAAGAGAAAAUUUUGUCCGUCAUCACUGGGUACACAGACGGCGGCAGGAGGGAAAAUGUAAGCAGUGUGGUAAGGGGUUCCAGCAGAAGUUCUCCUUUCACAGUAAAGAGAUUGUGGCCAUCAGCUGUUCUUGGUGUAAGCAGGCGUUUCACAACAAGGUUACCUGCUUCAUGAUGCACCACAUUGAGGAGCCAUGUUCCCUUGGGGCUCAUGCUGCUGUCAUUGUCCCACCUACCUGGAUCAUUAAGGUGAAGAAACCUCAGGAGGUCUCCAUACCAGGAGACGACUUUGGUUGGGCGGGAGACUGGAGUCCCACAGAGAAUAUGGGAGUCUCCCAUCUGUACUGGGAGGGUUGGCAGAAUUCAUUAAAGGCUUCAAAUCGGAAGAAGAAGAGGACAAGCUUUAAAAGGAAAGCCAGCAAAAGAGGAGCUGAACCAGAAAAUAAAGGCCGGCCAUUUGUGAUAAAACCCAUCUCCUCUCCACUCAUGAAACCACUGCUCAUAUUUGUGAAUCCCAAGAGUGGAGGCAACCAGGGGACCAAAAUUCUCCAGAUGUUCAUGUGGUAUCUGAAUCCACGGCAGGUCUUUGAUCUUUCUCAGGAAGGGCCAAGAGAUGCGCUUGAGCUGUAUAGAAAAGUGCCGAAUCUUCGAAUCCUGGCCUGUGGUGGGGAUGGAACGGUCGGUUGGAUCCUUUCCAUCCUUGAUGAACUUCAACUCAGUCCUCAGCCUCCUGUUGGGGUUCUUCCUCUGGGUACUGGGAAUGACCUGGCUCGAACUCUCAACUGGGGAGGGGGUUACACAGAUGAACCUGUCUCCAAGAUAUUGUGCCAUGUGGAAGAUGGAACUAUUGUGCAGCUAGAUCGAUGGAAUCUCCACGUAGAAAGAAACCCUGAUUUACCCCCUGAAGAACUUGAAGAUGGUGUAUGCAAGCUUCCCCUCAAUGUUUUCAAUAAUUACUUCAGCCUUGGAUUUGAUGCUCAUGUUACACUGGAAUUCCAUGAAUCUCGAGAAGCAAAUCCAGAGAAAUUCAACAGUCGCUUUAGAAAUAAAAUGUUUUAUGCAGGGGCAGCCUUUUCUGACUUCCUGCAGAGAAGCUCCAGGGAUUUAUCCAAACAUGUCAAGGUUGUGUGUGAUGGAACAGACCUCACCCCAAAGAUUCAGGAGCUGAAGUUCCAAUGUAUAGUGUUUUUAAAUAUACCCAGGUACUGUGCAGGCACAAUGCCUUGGGGAAAUCCAGGAGAUCAUCUGGAUUUUGAACCUCAGCGCCAUGAUGAUGGCUAUAUUGAGGUCAUUGGAUUCACCAUGGCUUCUUUGGCUGCCCUGCAAGUUGGAGGCCAUGGAGAAAGACUUCAUCAGUGCCGGGAGGUAAUGCUACUAACAUACAAAUCCAUCCCUAUGCAAGUGGAUGGAGAGCCCUGUAAGUUGGCCCCUGCUCUGAUUCGGAUAUCCCUGAGAAAUCAGGCCAACAUGGUGCAGAAGAGCAAGAGGAGAACGUCCAUGCCUUUACUUAAUGAUAUCCAUAAGGUGCAAACCACUGACCUGAGGAGAGUUUCUGCUCCCCCUGGCUCCUUCACCAUUCCCCAUUCUGUCCCAGACCGCCUGCGGAUCCGAGUGAACAGAAUUAGUUUACAAGACUAUGAAGGCUUGCACUAUGACAAAGAAAAGCUCCGGGAAGCUUCUAUCCCUCUGGGCAUUCUAGUUGUACAAGGAGACUGUGAUUUGGAAACUUGCCGUAUGUACAUUGACCGCCUACAGGAGGAUCUGCAGUCAGUUCCUUCUAGUACCCAGAGAGUUCAUUACCAGGCUUUAGUCUGCCAGAGCCCUGGGACUGGUUCCUGCCCCAGCAGAAUGUGCACAAGAAGCUUCCUUCCCGGGAUAGAAGACUGCUUCAGAUCUAAGGAUCAGGAAACCUCUUUCCCCAGGGCUCUUUCAGCUCAGAGACUUUCCCCCAGGUGGUGCUUCCUAGAUGCUACUUCUGCUGAUCGCUUUUAUCGAAUAGACCGAGCUCAGGAACAUUUGCACUUUGUGAUGGAAAUUUCACAAGAUGAGAUUUUUAUCCUGGAUCCAGAUAUUGGUGGUAUCACAGCAAGCGGGGACACCGCCAGGGAUGCCUGAUCUGGUGGUGGAACAAGCUUCAGGGAUGUCAGAUUGGUGGAACCCUGCUCUUCGAAAACGCAUGCUGAGUGACAGUGGGCUGGGAAAAAUAUCACCACACUUUGAGGUCUCU